Messenger RNA from Rhincodon typus (whale shark), 1901 nucleotides. Its product is annotated as FAST kinase domain-containing protein 3, mitochondrial. NCBI's taxonomy places the organism in Eukaryota, Metazoa, Chordata, Chondrichthyes, Orectolobiformes, Rhincodontidae. The transcript has 5 exons. Gene Ontology annotation, biological process: regulation of mitochondrial mRNA stability; mitochondrial RNA processing. Bases 1238 to 1729 code for a protein of 163 amino acids. Gene Ontology annotation, molecular function: RNA binding. Gene Ontology annotation, cellular component: ribonucleoprotein granule; mitochondrial matrix. The record is from RefSeq and is a predicted model, not a curated record.
ACUGCCUGUUCUUGAAUGUGUCUCUUUGUCCACCCAACAGCUUCUUAUUCCUUCUGCCUCUCGCAAUGAGUAUACAUGUGGCCUUCACGUUUUUCUCUGUCCUUAUGACCUUCUCUACCUCUUCGUAAUAUCUAAUCCAAUAGUAAUCUAUUACAUCUGUGGAUAUGUGAAAGGCUUUAGCGUGGAAUUAAUAAACAACUACCAGCCUUUUUCUGUAAUAGCAAAAUUGGAUGAAUAGCUUUCCAAGUCAAAACAUCACUUUGUUUCCUCUUCUGCUUGGGCCUCAUUCAUACUAGAAAAUUGUCUUAUGACCAUAAGCAAGCCUCCAGAAUAUCACCCAACUCUUCAUUCUUCAUGUUUGAACCAAAAUUUAGAUAAAAGCUGAAUCGUUAGUCAUGUUGUUUCCAGCUAAAAUCCUUCCAGAGGCGAUACAUACUAACACAUGUCCAGGAGGAAACAGCAAGCACAAAGAUUUUGAGCUUCCAGUUGCCUGUCACUUCAACACACCAUCGUGUUCCCUGGCCAACAUCUGUCUCAGGCUUCCGGCAGUGCUUCAGCACAAGCUGGAAGAACGGCACCUCAUUUUCCGCUUGGGAACUCUACAGCCUUCUGGACUCAAUACUGAGUUCAACAAUUUUAGACUUGAGACGUCUCCUCCUAUGCCCUCACCCCAACCCCCACACACUAGGCCUUGUUAUCAUGUGGUCUGUUAUUUGCACACCACCCAUCAUUAGCCACUAACUGUCCACUAAUAGCCAUUCAUCCUCUCAGGCUGAUCAUUAUCCACUGCUUUGUCUGUCCAACUGUUCUUCUUUUUCUUUGGGCUCUAUCUCCAUCUAUCAUUAACUCCAACCACUACCCCUCCCAAUCUUCUGCAUAAGAACCAACUUUUUCUGUAAGUUCUGAGGAAGGGUCAUUGAUCCCAAAAUGUUAACUCUGAUUUCUGUCAGACCUGCUGAGCCUUUACAGUAAUUUCUGUUUUUGUUUCUGAUUUCUAGCACCUGCAGUUCUUUCACUUUUUAAACACAAAGUUGUCCCUCCCUCUCAGAUAGGCUAACUCUGUCUUAAAUUAGUACAUGGUUGUAAGGUUCUUUGGGUAUUAGAAAGUGGUGCUGAUGGUGAUACCUAACCCAAAUUAGCAUUAUUCAUUUUAAUUUUAAAAUUUUGUCUGUAUAUUCUAAUAGCAGAAGGAAAAGGUUUUGACAAGUUUGUGCUUGCCCAGCUGACUCAGCUGUUCAUGACUAUGAAACUGGAGUGCCGAACCUAUGAGGGUCCCAGCCUUCCUUUAAAGUAUCGAGUCAAAUCUUUCAUUACACCAGGACGCUCAGUGGAAAGCCUGGUAGAUGAACAACUCUACAACAAAGUUAAGAAUGCCCUGACUGAUCUUCUUGGAGCAAGGAAUUACUUUGCUUCCCGUGUGCUGACACCAUAUGGCUAUACACUAGAUGCUGAGAUUAAAUUGGACGAAGAAGGAUAUGUGUUCCCUGCCUCUCAGCGCGAAGCAGUAUUUAGAAGAAUAGCACUCUGCAUUGAUGACCAGAGCAGGUUCUCUCUAAGUACUCAGAAUCUACUUGGUAAGGAAGCUAUCAAACAGAGGCAACUACAGCUACUGGGCUACGAUGUUGUACAGAUUCCAUUCUAUGAAUUUGACAAGCUACAGAACAAUAAGGAAAUGGUGGAAUACCUUCACAAGAAGAUCUUUCCAUACAGCUACAGACUUGCUUGGUGAUAAAAGCUAAAACAAAGAGUGAGUUAAUUUCCACCUUUAGAAAGCCAUUGUCAGCUGUAGGCAAUAUGUAUUGGUGGCCACCUUUACCUAUUUUUUUUGUCUUGAUUACAAUUGUAUAAAUAAAACCAUUAUUGAAAAUAAUGUGCAAAAAUAAACUCCUGAAAUAAUAUUA